UUGGCCUCUCGUCCAAGCGCGGCUUUGUGAGCUUUGACAACUUGAAGGGCACAGUGUCCAACAUGAUCUUGCAGCUAGGCUGGCACGAGAUAGACAAGUACGCGGAGCUAGAGCCGGAUUCUGCUUUGACUUGGGACUCUUGGGUUGAGAGGGAAAUCAAGCGGCGUGUUUUUUGGUUAAAUUACGCCCUUGACAGCCACCAUGCUUGUAUCGCCAGUUGUCCGCCGGUUAUAGAUAAGAGCACCGUGUAUGUGCGCGCCUCAUGCAAUGACUGCGAGUGGGACGAGCUCAGCAUGGAAGUGCUCAGGGUUAACCACACAAAAAAUCUUGGCGACCCCGUUUCAGAUAAUCAGACUUUGGAGGCUAUCGCCUACAUGCAGAGGGCGAUCUCUCAUACAUUUACACUUGUCGCAAACUUUACCAGCUACCUAGCACAAAUCGGCAUGCUGCACCGCAAUGCAAAAGCAAAAUGGCUCCGGCAGCGCGCCAGCGGUGGUGGGCAAUCCUUAGCACAGAGCACCAACAGCAAUUUGUAACGCUUCUGGGAGACAUGGACGAGUUCAAGAGAUGCGCCAGCGAUCUGGAGUCAUGGAAUAGCAGCAUCGUGUCGGCGGAGACCCUCAAGGAUCCGCAGCUGGAUCCCCGGAGCGUUACAUUUUUUGGAACCUGCAGCACCGCCAGUACAUCUUCGCGUGCGGUACUUUUGCCUGGAUAUGUAUGGCUCAGCCAUGGUAAUACUUCUGCACUCUCAAACCGCCCGUCAUUCUUCUUCGAGGCCGAGACCGAGCACAAAGUAAAAUUUUCAAGCACUAAUGAUUCCAAGGAGGGCAAACCUGACUUGCAAGAGUCUCUUCUCCGGGCAUUUGGGCCGAACUGGUGCUUGGGUUUGCUUGUCGAAGACAUUGUGCCGUCCUCGUGGCAACUCUGCCUUGAGUGCGCCCAUGAAAUACCGACUUGCCUGCGCAACAACGCCGAUAUUCCGAUGGAAUUCGUCGACGUGAUCUUGUCGAUCAGCAUGUUCUUCAGUCUUUCCGUUAUGCUGCGCCAGAUUCACCGGAUUGAAGACGGCAAGGAGGUACCGCGCGAUGGGGAGCUGGACAGGUGCAAUCAGGAUCUUGUAAUGCAAUGGCUCUAAUAAAGACCUCGAGGUAACCUGGAACAUCGAUGCACUCAUAGACUUGCUCCGCAAAAUGGACAUUGAAGAUGCAGUUGAGACUGCCGAGAGCAGUUACAAUCCCGAUGAUGGAAUUUGCGGCAUGGUCAGCUUUAUUUCUUAUGCUCUCUUUUCUGUAUUAAUCAAAAUCAAGCUUG
Molecule: messenger RNA, 1311 nt
Organism: Kickxella alabastrina
Lineage: Eukaryota; Fungi; Kickxellomycota; Kickxellomycetes; Kickxellales; Kickxellaceae
Exons: 1
Coding region: 470-1135 (221 amino acids)
Source: RefSeq, a predicted model, not a curated record